This is a messenger RNA of Ostrinia nubilalis (European corn borer), 5410 nucleotides long. RefSeq names its product ubiquitin carboxyl-terminal hydrolase 32 (gene Usp32). Gene Ontology annotation, cellular component: Golgi apparatus. Gene Ontology annotation, biological process: protein deubiquitination. The coding region runs from base 93 to 5378 and encodes 1761 amino acids. NCBI's taxonomy places the organism in Eukaryota, Metazoa, Arthropoda, Insecta, Lepidoptera, Crambidae. Gene Ontology annotation, molecular function: cysteine-type deubiquitinase activity; calcium ion binding. The transcript has 33 exons. The record is from RefSeq and is a predicted model, not a curated record.
UCAUACGACGUGAGCUGUCAGCUGUAGUAAUUUUUGUUUCUUUGUGUUUAUUACGCCUCUAAAAAUGUUAUGAUCAUUACGUAUACGCGAAUAUGGGUGCAAAAGACUCAAAACCUACUUUUAUAUCCUAUGAAGAUGCAGUGAAGCGAGUGUCUGAUAGUGAAUUGAGACGGAUUCGCGAGGCGUUCAAGAGGUGCGCUGGAGUUAACGGCACGUCCUUGAGUUUGGAGGCGUUCGUCCAUGAAGUGCUGUGUGACGGAGUGCCGUAUGAGGUCGCUGAGUGGCUGUACCAGGCCUGCGGCGGCACCAAGCGGGGCAUCGCCUUCAGGGAGCUGCUGUGCGGGAUAGUAGUGUUGACCAAAGGGAACCUCGAAGAGAAAAUUAAGUUUCUAUGGACGCUGUAUGUGAAUAACCAAGGCGACAAUGGAGUGUACAUUUACAAGAGGGAUUUUGCGCGAUCACUGCACUUGGAGAACACAUCUCUGCCAGUGACAGGGGCCCAGCGAUCGGCAGAAGUGUUGCUCAGUCUGUUUGGUCCUGGCGAGAAGGUUACGUUUGAGCAGUUCAGAUCAUGGCUGCUCAUACACAAGGACGCAACAGUGCUGUCCCGAUGGCUCUUAUCUGGUGGAGGGCAUGUGAUCCAAGAUUUGGAGACACCCACAUUUUACCAGAGUUUGGCUGGAGUGACACAUCUAGAGGAAAGGGACAUAAUCGAGCUAGAGAAAUGCUUCUGGUCGCUCCGCAACGCCGCGCCGAGCGGGCAGCUAGACGCAGCCAGCCUGACGGCCUUGCUGUCGCCGCCGCUGCCGCGCGCCGCUGUCGACGGCGCCGUGCUGGCGCUAGAUGAGAACCGCGAUGGACACGUGGACUUCAAGGAGCUGUGCUGCGGGCUCAGCGCUGCCUGCCGCGGGCCAAGAACCGAGCGGCUCAAGUUCUGCUUCAAGAUCUUCGACAUGGACCGGGACGGGGUCCUGAACAAGAAGGAGCUGGUGGACAUGGUGGGCAUCCUCUGCACCGUCGCCAACGAAGCCCUCAAGCAGCAAGGCUCAAGAGCGUCUACCCCCGACACCAACGAUUCCGAGCAAGCAGACAAGGGUUUCGACCCAGAAGUGGUGCUGGUGAACCUUAAGGGCAAGCUGGUUCCCGCACCUAAGAAGGCCAUGUUCCAUCUCGGGCCCAAGGCAGAUGAAGAAAAUAUCGUCACUCUGAACGAGCAGGAGUCAGAGAGCGAGGGUCUGAUCAGCAACGACGUGGCGCUCACUCAAGAAGACUUCCUGAUUUGGAGCGUGGAGAGUGCUGAUACGCUCGUCACUCCCUUCCUGGAGCUUCUGUUCGAGGUGUGCCACAUAGUGCUGGGGCUUCGACCGCAGUGCAAGCACCAGGAGAGGGACAUCGUGCUGGGAUGGCUCCGGCGGGAAGUCCAGCGGGGAUACUCGGUGGGGCAAUUCUGGUACCUGGUGGGCGCCGAGUGGUGGAGCGCGUGGCUGGCGCACACAGCCGGCGGCGCCGAGGGCUGCUGCCGCGCCGCGCCGCGCCAGCUCGACGAGGCCAUCGUGUGCGACGAGAGCUUCACCAGCAACUCCACGGGUACCAGGUUCCGCGAAAACGGGCCACCGACCACCAUCGCAUGCCAACGUCCUUUGGUCCGGACACUGACGGGCGAGGGUGGUCACUUGCGACGUGACGUGACGCUGGCGCAGCACCGCGACUUCGAGCUCGUGCCCGACGCGCUGUGGCGUGCGCUCGCGCUGUGGUACGGCGGGCCCGACCCGCUGCCGAGACAGGUCAUAAGGCCACCGAAUUCAGACGUUGAACUUGAGCUAUAUCCUCUGCAACUGAAGAUUUUAAGGCACGUGCCGAAUACGCAAAGAGCGUUGAGCGUGGUGGGCACGGGCGGCGUGGCGGGCGGCGCCUACGCCGGCGUGGCGCCCGCCGCGCCCGAGCGGACGCUGGCCUACACCGCCGCCUUCUCCCGCCUGGCCACCGUCAAGCAGGUGAGCGAGUUCCUGUGCGCAGCGCUGGGGCUUGCUCGGGAAGACGUCCGCCUGUGGGCACUCGGAGCCAAUGCUGUGCUGCUGGACGACGAGCGGCCCGCGCUGCACGAGCUACGUCUUGACGCGCGCCGUCUGCUGCUCGAGCUGCGCAACCCCGACCUCACCUGGCCCGAGGAGAUUACGGCGCUCACGCCCCGCCGCCGCCGCCUGCCGCUCGAGCGGCGCAACCCCGACCUCACCUGGCCCGAGGAGAUCACGGCGCUCACGCCCCGCCGCCGCCGCCUGCCGCUCGAGCGGCGCAACCCCGACCUCACCUGGCCCGAGGAGAUCACGGCGCUCACUGGGUCCCGUGCGACGGAGAGACGCGAGACGCUGAUCGCGCCCAACUUGCCGGGCGCCACUGGUCUUCACAACCUCGGCAAUACCUGCUUCAUGAAUGCGGCGCUACAGUCGGUAUGGAACACGGGACCUCUCACACAGUACUUCAACUCUGGCAUGCACAUGUAUGAGUUGAAUACCGCUAAUCCCCUGGGGACUAAAGGAGCCCUCGCGUUGCGGUUCGGAGAGCUCUGCAAGGAGGUGUGGUCGUGCAGCGCGCGCUCGGUGGCGCCGCUGCGCGUGCGCUGGGUGGUGUCGCGGCACGCGCGCGCGCUGGCGGGCGGCGGCCAGCACGACGCGCAGGAGCUGCUGGCCUGGCUGCUGGACGCGCUGCACGAGGACCUCAACCGCGCCGCGCCCCCGCCCGCCUCACCCGCCCCCGCCGACUCCGACGGCCGCCCCGACCAGGUGGUGGCAGCAGAGUCAUGGGCGGCGUAUACGGCGCGCAACCAGUCAAUCCUAACGGAGCUGUUCUGUGGCCAACUCAAGUCCCGUGUCCGAUGCGUGACGUGCUCGCGCGACUCCGUGCGCUUCGACUCCUUCAACAUGCUCAGCCUGCCGCUGCCCAUGGAGUCCAUCGUGCGCGCCGAGGUGCGAGUGAUCCUGCUGGACGGCUCGGUGCCGGUGAAGUACGGCGUGCGCGUGCACUCGGAGGGCACGUACCUGGACCUCAAGCAGAAGCUGGCGAAACUGUGCGGGCUGGAGCCUGACUCGAUGCUGCUGGUGGAGCUGAGCGGCGCGACCAUCGGGCGUGUCCUGGAGGACGGCCACAAGGUGUGCCCCGCGCGGGCCAUGCAGCUGUAUGCCUACGAGCUGCCGCCGCCACUACCCGCGCCGCACCACGCGCCCUGCGUGCCCGGCUGGAGCGGCGCGGAGGCGGCGUGGGCGGAGGUGAGUGCGCCGCGCGGCCCCGCUUCCUCACUCUGCAUGCCCGCACUCUUCUGCUUCAAGAGAUCGCGCUCCGAGAUCCUCAUGUCGCAGAGUCCCCCUUCAGCCUUCUACAGCAGGCCCGACGCGGCCGACGGGCCCGAUGCGACCGACGGGCCUGAUGGGCCCGACGCCACGGAGGAGGCCUGUAGGGACCCGCGCAGUCGGACGCUACCUAGGGAGCUUCGGAGAGAAAUGGACAACGGCUCGCCCACGCUCAGCGUGCGGUCAUUGACGCUCAAGCCGGGCAGCCCAGCGCUGGGCAAGGCGCGCUUCGGCUCGUCGCCCUCGAACAUGUGUGGGCUGGACGCGCCGACCGGACACGUGCAGGUCGGACGGAUACAGUACCUGGUCGCAGUGCACAGGAAGCAGUGCCGCAUGGACGCGUACUUCCUGUCGUCGCAGCGCUGCAAGCCGGCGCUGUUCGGCGUGCCCCUCCUCGUCGGGCUGCGCGAGGGCAUGAGCGGCCGCGACAUCUACGCCGCCGUCUGGACGCAGGUCUCGAGGCUACUCAGCGCGAGGCCACCUACGCACGAAACGUCAAAUCAUGCCACUGAUUGCGACGACAGCCUGGGCUACGAGUUCCCGUUCACGCUGCGGCUGGUGAGCGGGCCUCUGGGCGCGUGGUGCGGCGCCUGCGCCUGGCCCGCGCUGUGCCGCGGCUGCGCGCUGCCCACGCACGCCGCGCCGCUCGUGCUGUGCUGCCGUGAGUACUGUGACGUCACCGCGGGCGCGUGGUGCGGCGCCUGCGCCUGGCCCGCGCUGUGCCGCGGCUGCGCGCUGCCCACGCACGCCGCGCCGCUCGUGCUGUGCUGCCGUGAGUACUGUGACGUCACCGCGGGCGCGUGGUGCGGCGCCUGCGCCUGGCCCGCGCUGUGCCGCGGCUGCGCGCUGCCCACGCACGCCGCGCCGCUCGUGCUGUGCUGCCGUGAGUACUGUGACGUCACCGCGGGCGCGUGGUGCGGCGCCUGCGCCUGGCCCGCGCUGUGCCGCGGCUGCGCGCUGCCCACGCACGCCGCGCCGCUCGUGCUGUGCUGCCGCGAGUGCGGUCGCGGGCGGCGGCCGAGCGCGGAGGCGGCGCAGAGCUCGCCCGCCGCCGCCGCCAAGCUGCAGCGACACGCCAGCGCGCGAUUCGCGCAUCAGGAUGAGUCCAACGACAUUGCGGAGAACGGCGUGAUCCAGCGGCUGGAAGUGAGUGGCGCGCGCCGCCGCUUAUUGCUGGCCAUCGACUGGGACCCCACCGCGCUACAUCUUCGCUACCAGAGCACGAGAGAGAAGGCGUGGAUCGAGCACCCGUCGGUGAGCGAGUGCGGCGCGGCGGCGGCGGCCGUGGACCUGGCCUCGUGCCUGCGAGCCUUCACCAGCGACGAGCGCCUCGAGCAGCCCUACCACUGCCUCGCCUGCCGCUCGCACCAGCCCGCCAGCAAGGCGCUGCAGCUGUGGCGCGCGCCGCCCGUGCUCAUAAUCCACCUAAAGCGGUUCCAGUACGUCAACAACAAAUGGAUCAAGUCCCAAAAGGUGGUGAACUUCCCGUUCGAAGACUUCGACCCGACUGAGUUUCUCGCGUCCGUGCCCAAGGAAACCAUCCUCAGGCAUAGAGAACUGACUGAGAGGAGAGCGUCGCUGUUUAUGGAUGUGGGGGAUGCGAUCACGGAGAGCGAGGAUAGUGAGGAUGGGGAUGACAAGGGGGAGGAGGCGAAGGAUGACAGCCAGCCGCCGAAGCAGAAGAGUAAGGCGCAGAUGGCAGCCAAGCGACGUGCCUCGCUAGAGCGCGGUCGGCGGGCUCGCCUGCAGUCGGCCAGUUUAGCGGUAGCGCCCGUGGCCGACGACGACCUGCAAGACUUCCACGCACACCGCCUGCAGCCCGGCACCGACCCCUUCCGCCUGCGCUACAACCUCUACGCCGUGGUGUCGCACUCGGGGCAACUAAGCGGCGGGCACUACGUGGCAUACGCACGCAACCCGUCGGGCGCCUGGCUGUGCUACAACGACAGCUCCUGCCGCGAGGUGGACCCGCGCCGCGCCAUCGACCCCGCCGCCGCCUACCUGCUGUUCUACGAGCGCCAGGGGCUCAGGUAGCGUGCUCGCACACAGUGACGUCACAGGCUGGC